Molecule: messenger RNA, 11056 nt
Organism: Esox lucius (northern pike)
Lineage: Eukaryota; Metazoa; Chordata; Actinopteri; Esociformes; Esocidae
Gene: sdk2b
Product: sidekick cell adhesion molecule 2b
Exons: 46
Coding region: 958-7767 (2269 amino acids)
Molecular function (GO): protein binding
Source: RefSeq, a predicted model, not a curated record
GUGGACGCUCCCCUCAAAACACAUCGAAAGACCAGGCUCCUGUUCCAGCGCGGAAGACACUGUAUGAUACAGUCAUUAUUUUAAGUUACUUUCCCACUCCCCUUUUCCCUGUUUCACGAGCUAUUUACCACUACCACUGAGUUAACGUUUAGCUUCUACCAAAGGAAUUCCCUUAACGUGGGAAUUGGCUUUGGAAACUUUGGACACUCAAGCCGAGAGCAUCGUGUUGCUUUAGUACGUAACGGAUUCAGGGAGCAAGACGGCUCUCCGUCGUUCACUCUUUCAGUUGGACCAAAGAGAAUAUCUUUUCGAAAAUCACCAGAAAAAGGAUAAACUUCAUAUGAAGAACUUUUAUGGAAACUGGACUAGUAUUGUUAUUGAAGUAAUAGUAUAGGAUAUUAACAUUUUAUGAUUUCAACUUGCCCUGAUGCAGGUGCAGUGAGAUUUCAACGGACUACGAAUCAACUGCUAUGCAAUCUGAAACGGCAUUUCUCAAAGGAACCCAAAUUGGAUUAGGCGGUUUUCUUCAAUUCUAUUCCUAAAUAAAAAUUGAUUUACCUCCUUUCAUGACAGAUUGAAAGUCACGAUUGCCAGUGUUGGCUAGAAUAUAAUUUAAAAACUAAUACUCUGGCUAGGCUGUUGCCGUGAAGAAUAUGUUCCUAUUUUUAACCAAAAGAGAAUAGUCUAAAAGAGAAGCAUUUAAUUCAGUGGCCGCGUAAUUGCCUAUAUGGGUUUAUUAUUGUUGGAAUUUAUUCUCUUCAUUCAGUCAUAUCCGUGACCGUUCGUGCUUUCAAUUCAUCUGUUCCAUAUACCGUUCCUUUGGUAGGAACAGUUGGCUCUUACUAGACCGCUCUGUCUCGCUCAAGCGCACAGAGACCCGAAGAUUGCCGGCUUCUGCGACCCCACUGAGAGGACUGAACUCCGGGAGGACUUUUUCAGAAAACACCACGGACCAGCAUGUAUCCAGCCUGCCGGACACACGUUGCGCAUUUAGCCCAGCUGUGCACCAUGGUCGGUGACUCAACCGGACUGAGGUGGCGCGUCUCGUGGAUUUUAUUGUUUUCUCUGUUUAUCCACUACACAACAGCCCAAGAUGAUGUGCCGCCCUACUUUAAGACAGAGCCAGUGCGGAGCCAGCUGCACCUGGAGCGUAACCGGCUGGUCCUGACGUGUAUGGCGGAGGGUAGCUGGCCCCUGGAGUUCAAGUGGAUCCACAAUGGAACCGAGCUCACCCGCUUCUCCCUGGAGUACAGGUACCUGAUUCCCUCCUUGGACCGGUCCCACGCUGGCUUGUACAGAUGUAUCGUCAGGAACCGGGUGGGGGCCUUACUGCAGAGGAGGACUGAAGUACAGGUGGCAUUUAUGGGCAGUUUUGAGGAAGGCGAGCGCACCCAGUCCGUCUCUCAGGGGGAGGGGGCAGUGGUUCCUGCCCCGCGCAUCAGAAGCUUUCCCCAGCCUCAAGUCACAUGGUUCAGGGACGGACGCAAGAUACCACCCAGCAGCCGCAUAGCCAUUACCCUGGACAACACGCUGGUCAUCCUGUCCACGGUGGCCCCGGAUGCUGGACGCUACUAUGUGCAGGCUGUCAAUGACAAGAAUGGAGAGAACAAGACCAGCCAACCCAUCACCCUGUCGGUUGAAAAUGUGGGAGGUCCUGCCGAUCCCAUUGCCCCCACCAUCAUUAUCCCCCCCAGGAACACCAGCGUUGUUUCUGGCACGUCUGAAGUCACAAUGGAGUGUGUCGCCAAUGCCAGGCCGCUGAUCAAACUCAGCAUCACCUGGAGGAAGAACGGGGUUCUGGUCACCAGUGGUCUGAGUGACUUCAACCGCAGGUUGACCAUCAUCAGCCCUGUGGUUAGUGACUCCGGGUUCUAUGAGUGUGAGGCGGUCCUUCGUAGCAGCAGCGUGCCGUCUGUCAACUCUGGGGCCUUCCUACAUGUACAAGAGCCUCCGCAGUUUGUAAAGGAACCAGAGAAGCAUAUCACUGCUGAGAUGGAGAAAGUGGUGGAUAUCCCCUGCCAGGCAAGAGGUGUACCUCAGCCAGAUAUUGUGUGGUACAAGGAUGCGGUGCCCAUCAGCCCUGUAAAGACCCCCAGGUACAGGGUAUUAGUGGGGGGCAGUUUACAAGUCAACGGUCUUCUGCCUGACGACACAGGGAUGUUCCAGUGUUUCGCCCGUAACGUGGCUGGAGAGGUGCAGACCAACACUUAUCUGGCAGUCACCAGCAUUGCCCCUAACAUUACAGCUGGACCAUCCGACAGCACUGUGAUCGAUGGCAUGUCAGUCAUCCUCCACUGCGAAACAUCCGGAGCUCCAAGACCGGCCAUCACCUGGCAGAAAGGUGAGCGUGUCCUGGCCAGUGGUUCUGUUCAGCUGCCCAGGUUCACCCUUCUGGAGUCCGGAAGCCUGCUCAUCUCCCCCUCCCACAUCUCAGACGCCGGCACCUACACCUGCAUGGCCAGCAACUCCCGGGGCAUCGACGAGGCCGCCGCCGACCUGGUGGUGUGGGCCCGAACCCGUAUCAACGCCCCCCCCCAGGACCAGAGCGUUAUCAAAGGCACCAAGGCAACAAUGACCUGUGGAGUGACCCACGACCCCAGUGUCACUGUCAGGUAUGUCUGGGAGAAGGAGGGCGUGGUCAUCAACGCCCAGGCCAUCCCUCGCCUCCGCCUGGAUCCCGACGGUACCCUCCACAUCUCCCAGACGUGGUCCGGCGACAUCGGGACCUACACUUGCAGGGUCACCUCUGUAGGGGGCAACGACUCGCGCAGCGCCCACCUGAGAGUCAGGCAGCUGCCCCACGCUCCAGAGAACCCCGCGGCCCUGCUGAGUUCCUCCGAGAAGAGGGCCAUCAACCUGACCUGGGCCAAGCCCUUCGAUGGAAACAGCCCCCUGAUUCGCUACAUCCUGGAGGUGUCGGAGAACAACGCUCCCUGGGCCAUCCUCCUGGCCAACAUAGAGCCCGAGUCCAUGGCGGUGACGGUCAGUGGGCUCAUCCCGGCCCGUUCCUACCAGUUCCGCCUGUGUGCCGUCAACGACGUGGGAAAAGGCCAGUUCAGCAAGGAGACGGAACGGGUGUCCCUACCAGAGGAGCCUCCCAGUGCCCCCCCCCAGAACGUUAUCGCCAGUGGCCGGACCAACCAGUCCAUUAUGAUCCAGUGGCAGCCCCCACCGGAGAGUCACCAGAACGGGGUCCUCAGAGGCUACAGCGUCCGGUACCGAUUGACAGGUCUUCCCGUAGACUACCAGAGCAAAAACAUCUCCAAACCUGAUGUGACCAACCUUCUGCUGGAAGACCUCAUCAUCUGGACCAACUAUGAAAUUGAGGUGGCAGCUUACAACGGGGCGGGGCUAGGAACCUUCAGCCACAAAGUCACUGAGUGGACACUGCAGGGAGUACCUACCGUCGCCCCCGGUAACGUUCAGGCGGAGGCUGUGAACUCCACCACCAUUCGUAUCUCUUGGACCGCCCCCAAUCCUCAGUUCAUCAACGGGAUCAACCAGGGAUACAAGCUGUUAGCAUGGGAGCCAGGUCAGGAAGAAGAGGUCACCGUGGUUACGGUGAGACCUAACUUCCAGGACAGCGUGCAUCUGGGCUACGUGACGGGGCUGAAGAAGUUCACGGAGUACUACACCUCCGUGUUGUGUUUCACCACGCCUGGGGACGGACCCCGCAGCCCCCCGAAAGGCUUGAGGACACACGAAGACACACCCGGGGCAGUGGGUCACCUGAGCUUCACAGAGAUCUUGGACACGUCUCUUAAAGUUAGCUGGAGAGAACCUGGUGAAAAGAAUGGUGUCCUCACAGGGUAUCGUAUCUCAUGGGAGGAGUUUAACCGCACAAACACACGGGUGACCCACUACCUCCCCAAUGUGACUUUGGAGUACCGGGUCACCGGACUGACCGCACUCACCACAUAUACAAUCGAAGUGGCCGGCAUGACCUCAAAGGGUCAGGGACAGCUGUCCUCCUCCACCAUCUCAUCAGGAGUUCCUCCAGAGCUGCCUGGACCUCCAACCAACCUGGCCAUCUCCAACAUCGGUCCUCGAUCUGUAACUCUCCAGUUCAAACCCGGCUACGAUGGAAAGACCUCAAUUUCUCGCUGGCAGGUCGAGGCCCAGGUCAGUGUCAUAGGAGAUAGUGAGGACUGGGUGACAGUACACCAGUUGCCCAACGAGCCUGAUGCCCGCUCCCUGGAGGUGCCAGGCCUCAACCCAUACACCUUCUACAGGUUCCGGAUGCGUCAGGUCAACAUCGUGGGCACCAGUCCCCCCAGCCAGCCGUCCAGGAAGAUCCAGACCCUGCAGGCCCCUCCGGACAUGUCCCCCGCCAACGUCACCCUCCGCACGGCCAGCGAGACCAGCCUGUGGCUCCGAUGGGUGCCGCUUCCAGAGUGGGAGUACAACGGCAACCCGGAGCUGGUGGGAUACCGGGUCCAGUACUUCCGUACCGGCUCGCAGGGCAGGGGGCUGACUCAUGUGAUCGCCGACCGGCUGGAGAGGGAGUUCACCAUUGAGGAUCUGGAGGAGUGGACAGAGUACGAGGUCAAAGUUCAGGCCCUUAACGGCAUUGGCGCCGGGCCCUGGGGUCAACCCGUCAGAGGGCGGACCAGGGAGUCUGUUCCUUCAUGCGGGCCCAGCAACGUGUCUGCCUUUGCCACCACCUCCAGCAGUAUCCUGGUGCGCUGGUUCGAGGUACCACAACCAGACCGGAAUGGACUUAUUCUGGGCUACAAGGUGGUAUACAAAGAAAAAGACUCAGACUCACCCGUCCUGUUCUGGACAGUAGAGGGGAAUGCCAGCCACAGUGUCCAGUUGACUGGGCUGGGGAAAUACGUCCUCUAUGAGAUUCAGGUCCUGGCCUUCACGCGCAUUGGAGACGGCAUGCCCAGCUCCCCACCGAUACUGGAGAGGACCCUGGAUGACGUGCCUGGUCCUCCUGUGGGCAUCCUGUUCCCUGAGGUCCGGACCACUUCAGUACGCCUCAUCUGGCAGUCCCCAUCCCAGCCCAAUGGCAUCAUCCUGGCCUAUCAGAUCACAUACCGGCUGAACUCGACCAACAGCAACACAGCCACGGUGGACGUGCUGAACCCAAGCGCGCGUCAGUACACGGUGACCGGCCUGAAACAAGAGUCGGUGUACGUGUUCCGGAUCACAGCCCAAACACGCAAGGGCUGGGGCGAGGCCGCCGAGGCCCUGGUGGUGACCACGGAGAAGAGAGCUCGCCCCCAGCCCACCGGUCGUCCUGUUGUACCCCAGGAGGACGUCCAGGCCCGCAGUGUAUUACUGUCGUGGGAGCCAGGCAGUGAUGGCCUUUCUCCAGUCCGCUACUACACCGUCCAGCUGAGAGAAUUGCCUGACAGUAACUGGACCGUCCACUCUUCCUCGGUCAACCACGAGGCCAGCUCCUACAUAGUCGGAAGGCUGAAACCCUUCACCUCCUACCAGUUCAGAGUGAAAGCCACCAACGACAUAGGGGACAGUGAAUACAGCGAGGAGAGUGAGGCCAUCACCACACUACAAGAUGCCCCUGACGAAGCGCCAACAAUCCUCUCUGUCACACCACACACCACUACAUCCGUGCUGAUUCGCUGGCAGCCUCCGUCUGAGGAGAAGAUUAACGGGAUUCUCUUGGGCUUCCGGAUACGGUACCGGGAACUCCUUUACGACCGCCUCCGCAGCUUCUCAGUGCGCGCUGUCAACAGCCCUACGGCCACCUGGGCCGAGCUCACCUCCCCCUACAACGUGCGAAACCUGAGCGAGUCCUCUCUCACCCAGUACGAACUGGAUAACCUGAGCAAACACAAGCGUUAUGAGAUCAGAAUGAGUGUGUAUAAUGCUGUGGGCGAAGGACCAACCAGCACGCCCCAGGAAGUGUUCGUAGGAGAGGCAGUACCCACUGCCCCGCCCCAAAACGUGGCCAUCCAAUCAGCAACAGCCACCCAGCUGGACGUGACAUGGGAGCCUCCCCCAUUGGACACUCAGAACGGAGACAUCCAGGGCUAUAAGGUGUAUUUCUGGGAGUUCCAGCGUAAAAACGAGACUGAGAGGCUGCGAACCCUGUUCCUGCCUGAGGGGGGGGUGAAGCUGAAGAACCUGACUGGAUACACGACCUACAUGAUCAGUGUGGCCCCCUUCAAUGCAGCUGGGGACGGGCCUCGUAGCCCCCCCACCAGGGGUCGCACACAGCAGGCCGCCCCCAGUGCACCCAGUUUCAUCCACUUCAGUGAGCUGACCACCACAUCGGUCAACGUAUCCUGGGGAGAGCCCACCUACCCCAACGGAAUCCUGGAAGGCUACCGGCUGGUUUACGAGCCUUGUACCCCCGUGGGAGAGUCUUCCGUGGCCUGUGCCGACUGUCUUCACUCCCCCUCCCCCCCAGGAGUCAGCAAAUCAGUGGCGAUGGAUGUUAAAGGGGCCCAGCUCUGGAUGAAGAUCAAGGAUCUGGCUGACGGGGUCACCUACAACUUCCGCAUCCGAGCCAAGACGUUCACCUACGGGCCUGAGGUGGAGGCUAACAUAACCAUGGGGCCUGGAGAAGGAGCCCCAGGGCCACCCGGUGAGCCUUUCAUCUCUCGCUACGGCUCGGCUCUGACCAUCCACUGGACCAACGGUGACCCCGGAAGAUCCCCGAUCACACGUUAUGUCAUCGAAGCCCGUCCCUCAGAUGAGGGCUUGUGGGAUAUCUUGAUCAAGGACAUCCCAAAGGAAGUGACGUCAUACACCUUCAACAUGGAUAUUCUGAAGCAAGGCGUUAGUUAUGACUUUCGGGUCAUUGGAGUGAACGACUAUGGCUACGGAUCUCCUAGUCCGGCCUCUGCCUCCAUAUCUGCUAAAAAAGUGGCGCCGUUCUAUGAGGAGUGGUGGUUCCUGGUGGUGGUGGCCCUUGUAGGUCUGAUCUUUAUCCUUCUACUGGUCUUCAUCCUUAUCAUCCGGGGCCAGAGCAAGAAGUACGCCAAGAAGUCUGACUCAGGGAACAACUCUAACUGUAACGCCCUGACUCACGGGGACAUGAUCAGCCUGGAUGAAGGACGAUUUCCUGCCCUGGAACUCAACAAUCGCCGGCUGUCCGUCAAGAACUCCUUCUGCCGUAAGAACGGCGUCUACACUAGAUCUCCUCCUCGACCCAGCCCUGGCAGUCUCCACUACUCUGAUGAGGAUUUGAGCACCACAAAGUACAAUGAUCUAAUCCCCGCUGAGAGCAGCAGCCUUACAGAAAAACCAUCAGAGAAAUCUGACUCCCAGGUACCACCAGAGGCCCUCGUGUUCUCGUAUGGGACGGGUGGCCUACGUGUACUUCCACAGAAUUGGGGCAGUGACAGUGAGUAUGAGGUGGACCAGAACAGGCAGAAGACCCACUCCUUUGUGAGCCACUACAUCAGUGAUCCAACCUACUACAACUCCUGGCGUCGUCAACAGAAGGGCAUCUCCCGGGCUCAAGCCUACAGCUACACCGAGUCAGAGUCGGGCGAAGCAGAGCCCUGCGCCCCGCCACCACCACUGCCCCCACUGCCACCCCAACUCACCUCCACCAGCCCUCCACCUCAGCUCCAGACCCAGACCCAGGGUCAACACCCAGGUCUCCCCCCUCAAGGCCAAGGUAGUCUCUUCAGGCCUAAAGGCAGCCGGACUCCCACCCCCUCUCAGCAACUCUCCAACUCCACUCCCUCGAGCCACUCCAACACCCUCUCCUACUGGCCCCCCAGCAGUCCCAGCCCAGCCACUGGAUCUCGGGCCCCCAUUGCUGGAUUCUCCUCCUUUGUUUGAUGCUAAGAGGAACUUGAGUUCCCUUCUGAAAACCAAACACACCUUACCGGCCAACAUGUGUUGGUUUCUAGAGAGUAGAUAACAACACAAAAAAACACAACAAACAAACCCUAAAAUUCAGCAUUUUUUAUUUUAUUUUCUGUCAUGGGUGGUGUUAUUCUAGAUUUUCUCCUGCUUUUUUAUUGAGUUACGUUUUAAGGAUCACAACUGAAGUUUUAUACUUUUUUUCAGUACAUUUAUCCUCUUGUGUGCGUGGGCUGGUAUUAUUUUAUUUUAAAUUCUUUAACUGAGAGACAGCUACUGAGAACAUUAUAGUAUCUAUUUGCUUCUCUUUUUGUGUUGCUGGUUGAUAGAGUUGCAUGAGGUUUUUUUUCUUUAUUUUUCUUUUUCAUUGUUAAGCUUUUACACACAUCCAAUAAAGAAAAUAAUCUAGUAAGAUUCUGUAAAAAAAAAAAAAAAAAAAGAAAGAAAUAUAGAAGAACAUCCUGACAAAUAUAAACCUGUCAUGGCUUUGAUCCAUACUUGGAUAACACAUACCCAUGGAACUGGAAUCCGAAAAUGGAGCUACAUGAGCGAGGCGGAGGACUAGAUUUGGAUGGACUGAGAGAAGAACCGGCAUGGAAAAGACAAAGUGAUGAAAGUGAAAAACAUGCGGGAGGGGGCAAUCGAGGCCAAAAGCAUCCCUUUGCUAUUCUGGCCAUGAAAAUGCCUGAGCCUGUCCAACAUAGCCAAAAUAAACUGUGUCUUCAAGUGAGACAUUUUAUUGACCUUAGACCUACAGUGUAAGACUUAUGGACCAUGGAAUUCAUUGGAAUAAGCUCUGUGGCAUGGAAUAGCCUAUAGCACAAUUGAGUCUGACAGCCCUGUGAUAGGUCACAGGUCACAGCUCUGUGCUGUACGUGUAGGAACACCAAAGGUCUGGUCGGCCACGCGUCUGCACCACCGGGCAGGGAUGGGAAAUGAAAUGUACUGUAUGUCUGAAGUGAAAAUGUUGAGGUUGGACUGCGGGUUGUCAAUUUGAGUGUCCUUCAGUGGAUUAGACAUGCCCUGGUGGAUUACAACUAGGGAUUCAUAUGUCAUUCCAGGAUUCCUGCUCAAACUGGGAAUGCUGUUUUAUAUCAGGAACAAUACAAAUCUGGCUUAAUUAGAGCAAUGUUAAUUGAGAAAUAUACAAUGGAAUCUAAUGUUUUCCAGUUGUAUUUGUUGCAAUUGAAUCAAGUCAAAACUAAGUCACAACAAUAUUUUGUUGAUGUUUUUUACUAUAGUGUGUUUGGACUAUAAAGAAAAGCACGUUGGUUUUAUCUUACCAUUACCUGGAAGACAUCAGCAAGCUACUUGUUCUUCUGCACCUGGCUAUCAACUGUAGGAAGGUUGUGGGGUUUUUGUGUGUUUUUUUACUUCACGCUAACCUGUUUAUCAUAUUGACUCGGUCCCAGGGAACAUAUUCGAUUGCUGCGUUGCACAGAAAAACGUCAGCAUAUGGCCAGAGCAGCGAAGACUCAUGACCACGGAUGUCGCUGCGGUUGAUCAAUUCCUCGCAGAUCCGACUUUCAAGUCGAGCCCGUACUCUUGCUUCUGUUAGUGUAAACGUUGAACAACGUUGCAAAUGUCGAUUUCGCCUUGAGCGAGCGCUUUUGAGGACAAUGUGUCUGCCGUUUUGUGAGUAGCAGUUUAUAUUUUGGAGCCGUGCCACACAGCUACAGUUUGGAUAUUUGUAAAUGUGAGAUGCAGAUUAUCUACCAUAUUGACAUGUUGCGUUGCCUGUAACCUGCUACAGUUUAAAGAGAGUCAACAUUGCCGGUAAAAGGCUAUUGGGGACUUGUGUUGAGUAGCUUAAAAUAGGUAGGCUGCUAGCAUUGUGAUCACUGGUCUAACGUGUGAAUGGAUACUUAAAAUCCAUUACAUGCAAAUAUUCGCAUGUGCAUAUUUUGUAUUUUUCCAUACAAAUUAUAUUCUAUUGUUCCCCGAUCCCGUCUUUUUUUUUUUAUUUUGAGUAUCGGGAAAGAGUUUGGUCAGGCAAAACAGAUCCCGGUGAUGACCCCUAAUUUUAAUAACUAUUUGUUAUCUGACAUAACUGAAGAAGACUUACCCCCUGAGUCUCAAAUGGAACACUUUCCCCCUGUGUACUAUUUCUGGCCAGUACACUAUGGGCCCUUGUUCAAAGUAAUGCACUGAAUAGGGAAUAAGGUACCAUUUGGGCCAGACCAGGUAACUGCAAUCACAUGGCCUCGUCAGCUACAAUGAGCCUUCUUUGAAUCUGAUAAGGGCUGGGUCGGAAGACCUCCAACAACCCUACCGCUAUUUGAUGACCUACUCCCAGUCACAAUUCCCACCGACCCAGCGCCGACAGGCCCAGUGGCCCACAACAAUACAUCACACAGGGGCUUGGGCACGCCUCCACAACCACGACGAGGCGGCAUUUCAAUGUUAUUUUUGUUCAGUGUUCCCGCUCCCAGAUGCAGGUCCACAGAGAGGAGCAGGUUCAGAAAUUCGGGACAAGUUGAAUAACAGAAAUACCAUAGUUUUCAAACCUGGAGUAGACUUGGACCGAUGUGUUAGGUAGCUGAGUUGGUCGUUGCUCCAACCUUCUGAACGUGACUCACCACAAUGUUUUCAUUUUUUUUUUAAAUCAAAAACAACGUGAUAUCGAAGGAGUGCCUUUGAUUUGACGCGCACGAGUUUUGCUAGCUAAUGUCACUGUAACAUCGACUGCGAGCGUGAUCUGACAUUUCUGUAGUGGAAAGAGCGCAUCGUCCCAGGUGGUCGUCUGGCUCAGGGACCGACUCUGUAAGGGGCACUGUCAUGGAGCUGCCGCAGAGAGAUCGCUACGGGAUAGAUAAACCUCUCAUGACGCGCAAGGUCGAUGAUGACGACGUGAAAGGCUCAAUGCAAGUGUGACUGACUGUAAGGUCUAAAUCUAAAUAUGAGACUAUUGUCAGUGCUACUGUGUGACAAUUAAUGAUAGCACUUCUUCAACAUGAGCUUUAUACAAAGCAUCUACUGUUUGUGGAUACAAAAGUUGUUUGUAUAGUUUGCCCAGGAGAGGAAGAGGGAAGGUAGGUAGAUAAGCCCGUCUGGUGCCUGCCAUUCAAGCCCCGCUGAACGGAUACAUUCAGUACAGACUCAGUGUUGGUAUAGUCAAAAUUGUAUCAUCAUUUCCUAAAUAUCAUCUGCUUUUUUCUCUGUGUGGUGAUUUCACUGUACGCAAAAAAAGAGCCUAUAAUUAUACUGAACCUGAAUGGAUAUAUGAUCACGGUACAUUUCCAAAAUAAAUUAUUUUUCAAUGGGA